AUGUCCCCCUUCGACGCGGCAGCCGGCAUUGUCUCGGACUCGACCGACACUUGGACCGGCACGACCCCACGCGCUCCCACAUCGACACCGGCGAUAGCUUCUCCUGCCCAGAAUCCGACACAUGCGACGUCGGGACCGGCAACGACGCCGACGCCAAACCCGAGAUCAGCUGCCCUGACCUCAAGAACAACACCCGGAGAGGCUGCUGUAGCGUCCCUAUCAUCACCACCAUCGCCUGUAAUUGAAGUGGUUAGUCAUACACCUGCCCCCGAUUCGGGGACCUCCUCAAGCACGGCCGUUUCGGUCAUUACAGUGCCGUCCACAUCAGCUGCAGGUCCCAGCUCGAGCUUAGGUCUUGGUGGAGCGCACGAACCUGCUUCUGCUGCAGCGAGUGCCAAUGCUUCGACGACGGUCGUGAUCACCGUCGGCUCCCACUCCAGUGACGGGGACGCGUCUUCGGGGCUCAUUGUCGUAACAAGCGACGACAGCGGGAUGGACACGGGAAGUAUCCUGAGCGUGGCGGCGGGCUCCAUUGCAGCCGUUUUGCUGGUCAUUGGCAUUUGUUGGUGGCUGUGCCGUCGCAGGAGAAGCAAACGGACUGCACGGUCGUCGUCGUUCGAGAUCCCAUACACUGCUGGACCCUUUCCGAUACCUGCCGCAGACCCCAUUACUUUGGAGAGCUACACGCCAUCGUCAGCCGCAGGCGCUGUUCAAGACCUCGACUUCAUUGACCGGACGGUCGAUCUCGACGGCACGGCAAACUUCGACUCGACCCUGCGGCUCGAGCACAGCGCAACGUCAGUCAUGACGAAGAAAUCGUCCAAGUCCAACUCGAGCUUAUCGGAGGACGAAGUCAUUACGGCCGCACGGAUUCCACUGGAGAAGCUCACUCGCAAGGAGCUCAUCAACGAAGGUGGUCACGGAGCAGUGUACAAAGGCUUGUACCGUGGCGAAGACGUGGCGAUCAAAGUGCUGCUGCCUGAGAAACGCAAAGACAUGCGUCAGAUCAACUUGUUUCUCGCCGAGAUCAAAAUGAUGGCCACUGUCGAGCAUCCGCACAUUGUGCGCUUCGUUGGCGUGGCGUGGGAUGCACUGAGCGACCUCUGUGCCGUCUCUGAGUUCAUGCCGGGCGGUGACUUGUUUGCGCUGCUGAGACGCUUUGACCGCGUCGAGCACCGCGUGCGAGGGUUUGACGUCGACAAGGCCACGAUCGCCCUUCACGUCGCCCAAGCACUGACGUACUUGCACUCGCUGGACCCCAUUGUGCUGCAUCGCGACCUCAAGUCCAUGAACGUCCUCCUGUCGGCCAAGCUCGAGGCCAAGCUCACGGACUUUGGCGUCUCGCGCAAGUACACGGCAAACACUAUGACCGCAGGCGUCGGCACGAGGCGCUGGAUGGCGCCCGAGGUCAUGAUGGGCAAGCGCUACAACACGAGCGCCGACAUCUUCUCCUUCGGUGUGGUGCUGUCCGAGCUCGACUCGCACCAGCCUCCGUACGCCAGUGCAAUUGCGACCAUCACGACAGAAUCCGGCGAAAAGGUCUCCGAGACAGCGCUGAUGGAGAUGGUGGUCAUGGGCCGCAUCCGAGUGGACUUCUCCUCGAACGCACCGACGGCGCUGGUGGAACUGGGACACGCCUGUGUGGCCGUAGACCCGACAGCGCGACCCAAUGCUGCCGACGUGCACUAUCAGCUGCAGAAACUCCUGCGCAAGUACCAGAAGUAUACGCUGUAG
Molecule: messenger RNA, 1734 nt
Organism: Hyaloperonospora brassicae
Lineage: Eukaryota; Oomycota; Peronosporomycetes; Peronosporales; Peronosporaceae
Source: the annotation of a GenBank genome assembly